CCUGGAGUCUCACUCACUACUCUUUGCGUCUUCGUUCGCUACUCGUUACUCUUGAACGCGUGCGCGCACAUCAACAAGAAAGUUCAUUGAACCACGUAGUAAAUACAGGAAACCUUUCCAGGAACCAUGCAGAAGGGGAUCAUCUUGAUUGCCGCAGUCUUCGUGACUUGCGCCACCGCCCUUCCCCAGACGAGACUUAUCAACGCCAACAGAUGGAAUAACCCCAGACCCAAAGGGAACGAACUCCUGCUGGACGCCCAGGUCGGCAGCGUACUGAGGAACGCCCCUCUGGGAUCCCAACUGUACAGAACCGUCCCAGCAAUUCCCGCCCUCCUCAGCAGGCUGCCCGACAACGCUACCCUUAUCAGGCCGAAUAUCGUUGACAACUUCAAAUGCGAAGGAAGAGACUACGGCUACUACGGCGAUGUUGACAACGAGUGCCAGAUCUUCCACGUGUGCCUACCCCUGCAGCAGCUGUACCCGUUAAACUUCACCUCCCCAAUCACCUACACCUUCUCCUUCAUCUGCCCAGACCAGACCAUCUUCAGCCAGGAUGCUAUGGUCUGCGCCUGGGAGAGCGAGGCUCUCCCUUGCAACUUCGCUCCUGACCUCUACUGGAUGAACAAGAACUUCUUCCGCCUCGUGCCAGACACCGAGAAGGGCUUCGGGGAACGCUACGCCAACCUGAACGAACCCCAGCGUUAGUCUAAAGGUGGUCUGCGAGGACAGAACGUCAAAGAGCUAACUGGUGUAAACGGACGGCUGUACUCGAAGUGACUUCAUCUCGUGCAUUGCGUAUUGCGGGUCUGUAGCGUAGGCGCCUUGCAGCUUCUUUGAUGAAAUUCUGGCCAUUUUGAUUUGCUUUACCAUUCGCCCCCCCCCCCCCCCUUUUAUUUUACUCUUACGAUGCCAGCAAAUGUGAAAAGAGAUAAGUUGUGUAUGAGUCUACAAAAAUUACUCUUAGAUGUGAUAUUAAACUUAGAUCUACAAAUCGUUUGUAGCCGUAGCAUUCGAGACCCGUGUGAAAUAUACAUUGCUACGAAUCAAAAACCAGUUUUGCGCCUCUGCCAUAUUUGGUGGGCGUUCGGAUUUCCCAUGAAUCAUUUUGAUCUAGAUGAAGUCCUUCGGGUACAUAUCGGGGUCAUGUAACGGGAAAAGGCCCAGUGCCCUUUUUUUAUGCAAAAUACACGCAAGGCUGAUAGUUAAAUGGAUUAGAGCAGAACCAUUAAUUGGUGUAGUGCAGAACUUUAGGAAACAAAAGAAAAUAUCUUCUGCCAUUUUACCCGUCUGCCUUUCGUUGUUUUGCUCCGUAUGACUCCAUUAAAAUGGGUACAAAUAAGGUUCUCAUUUUUCUCUGUUUUUAUGUGUUGUUUCUCGAAAAUAAGACGUCGGUGACCUUUAAGAAUCAUAAAGUUUUCCGUCUCUUUGAUUUCUCUGUAUUUUUGAAGGGCAUGAUUGUAAUAGAAACCACCUUUUACUAAAUCAAAUAAAAAAAAAGCUCUCAGUUUUUUUGCUACUUAAGCUUUUGCUGUUUGUGUAUGCUUCUAAUGAAGUGUCCAUCGACCUACCAAGAUUUUUUUUUCUUAUCACUGCAUUUUCUCUCUCAAAAUUAAAUCUGUAUUGAUUCUCUUACUCCUCGAAGAAAGACACGUUCGUAGAGAUAGUUAGGCCAAACUUCCGGCCUCAUGAAGGUACGUUAACUUCAGUCAAUGUGAUAAAGUACAUAAAGCUUGAAUCAAAAGAGAUUUAUGGGCAUUUCGCUAAUCAUAAGCUUGACAGCGUUCUAAUGUGCAACUGUGGCACUAAAUACUCGUAAUGAUAAAGCUCAGUUUUACGGACAAGACGACAGACACUCGCUUAUUUAACAGACUUCCAAUUCACAUGACGACCUUUGUAUAUAGACUUAUAGCCUUUCUGAAUGUUGAAAAUUGUUGCCGUUGAUGUUGAAGUUCUUAGUUAUAAUCAAGAAAUAAACAAAAAUGAAUAAAA
Molecule: messenger RNA, 1989 nt
Organism: Macrobrachium nipponense
Lineage: Eukaryota; Metazoa; Arthropoda; Malacostraca; Decapoda; Palaemonidae
Exons: 4
Coding region: 127-705 (192 amino acids)
Cellular component (GO): extracellular region
Molecular function (GO): chitin binding
Source: RefSeq, a predicted model, not a curated record